Molecule: messenger RNA, 417 nt
Organism: Iphiclides podalirius (scarce swallowtail)
Lineage: Eukaryota; Metazoa; Arthropoda; Insecta; Lepidoptera; Papilionidae
Source: the annotation of a GenBank genome assembly
AUGGCGAUGUAUCGGAACCGAAGCGGGGACUAUGAUCCCCCCUCUGAUCCCCAGAUCUGCCUCAGCCCGGAUCUAGACCUUAACACCCUCGUCUUAGAGGCGGAAAUCGAUCUCGAAACGUUAUCGUUAAACACCACUUUAUUCGGACCCGUCGAAACUUCGCAUAUCGAGGGGGUUUAUUUCGAAAUUCGGACGCUAGUCGGCCAAAGGAUGAACAACGCGAGCACGCCGCCGAUUAUGGCGUGCAAAUCGCGGCACACUGACACAAAUUGUGUGAAACUCCAAAACUGGGGAGAGGAGAAAGGGGUCGGCGUGCACCUUUGCCUCUACUCCGGGGCGAUAUGUCGCGUGGCCAGGAGCGGGGCAUUGUCGAGCGAUCCCGGUAUAAGAGACGUUCAGCCUUACCACCUGGGGAAG